AUGGACCUAAACGAAGGCACAACAACAGAAGAUUUGUGGACUCCAUUUAAGGAAUUGGUUGCUGUGGUAGAAUGCUACCUUACAAAUGAAAGUGGUAGCAGUCCCUAUGCCGUACAUACAUUUGAAUCAGUUCUUAGGCGGCAUAAACAGACAUUCUUAUCAUUAUUGAAAAACCCUGCUAAGAAUCCAGCAAGCAGAGAUGAAAUAAAAAGAGGGAUUACAGAAGGUGUUAAUUUGCCUAGUGUUGGAAGAACCUUAUUAUCUAAAGACCUUGUAGAUGAAGCUAUUAUAAUAUCAGAUAUGUACAAUGCCAAUGAAUACGCUUGCUUAGAGCUUUUACAUUCUGCUCAGCGUCAGAGUCCUCGUCAACCUGGCUUAGCUAGAGGUCUUCUAGCUGUGAUGCUGUAUUAUGAUGGACGACGAGCCCUUGUACAGGCACUAAAAGAACUUGUCAUGGCCCGAGAUGGAGUAUCAUGGUCAAUAAAUGCCAGGGAGGAAAUAAUACAAUAUGUAUCAAGAUAUGUGGAGCAGUUAAUAUCAGAUGGUCUUCUAGCAAAUGUAUUAGAUGCAUUACAUCGUAAUUCAUUAGACAAUGAAUUAGACUUAUUAAGACGUAAUCGAGCUCUACCACCAAGCAGAUAUCACAUGAAGUUGCUGGGCUGUAUGCAAACAACUAGAAAAUUACUAGCAGGCGUUAUCUUUGCUGCGUCAGCGCAACGCGGCCUCGAAAGAGAUGUUCUCUUGAUGUUACUAUCACAAGAAAUGUCAUCGCCAUCACGAAGUGCGACUGGUGCUUUGGAUGAAACAUCAUUGGCUCUUCAAAUGGCUCUAUUAUAUGCCCUGGAUCUGUCAGUUUUGCAUAGGCGCGAGGACGGCGAAGAAUUGUCAAAGAAACUACCCCUGAUUCAGGAUCCAGACCUAAUAUCAGUAUUAUUAGAUGAGUUAACUCCUGUGCCGCAUCAAGAGGGUCAAAAGGGCUCAGGUUUGCGUGCCCUGUGCCAGUUGGCGUUAGGGCUGGCACUUAGUGCAUUAAAGCGAGCUCCGGUGUCAUUGCUGAGGAAGGGAAAUGAAUCAAGAUGUGAGGCCCUGGAUCAGGAUGAAAUGCUUGUCGAUGCUGCUAUUGAUGGAGAGGUAUUUGAAUAUCUAGAUGAAAUGAUACUGUCAUCAGAUCUUGUGGCGAAUGAGGAAUACUACCAGCGCAGGAUUCACUCGCUGAUAACAGACUUCAUUGUACUUAUGCACUCCAAACUUAUGGAAAUGAGAGUCAAGGCGGAUGAAGCCGCUCGCGCCGCGCAAAUGUACGCAGCGGAAGGACUAGCUCCGCCCCCGGGAUCCUCCCAGCGUACACGUCUCGACGCAUUGUUGCGUUGCGUGGAACGUUUGUACGCACGAGACCCCCACAACCUACGUAAUGAUUAUUGGCUCGCUUGUGACGCGACGGCACCUUCGCAGAGGGCCGGCGGCCGUGCAGCCACCCUAUACAAAUUCGUGCGUCUAUCCGGCGAAGUGAUGGUUGCGGCGUUGUUGCCGGCUUAUCUUCGGGCAUUGGCCGCUAUCACAGUUGAGAAGCACACUUGGGCGUUAUUGGCUCGCAGAGAUGCGCUGUCGGCCCAUCAUUUGUUGACUGCACUGGCUUUGUAUCACAGAAACCUGCGGCAAGAUCCAACUCCGUUCGCAGAACAUGCGCACGCGUCGUCUUUAGGUGCUUCGGCUAUUAUCACGCCAGGUGCAAGGAGUGGACGGUUGCUGGUUCGGCAAGAGGAGGUGGAAGCUAUGAUUGGUGCGUUGAAACUAAUAGCUGCUGUAGCAAAAGUGGAUGAAGCCGCCUGCAUCGCCAUAUGCGAGAAUAUGCAAUGGAAUGCCGUCAAUUGCAUGUUUGGUCUGAUAUGUUGUCACGUACCAAUACAACUGAAGUCAGCGCUUUGUACGACGUUAGCAGAGUUGGGAAGGUGGGGUUCAACAGCUCCACGCGUUUGGGCCGCACUUGAAGCCGCUCAGCUAGUUUCCGUUGCUAAUGACAAGAGGGCGCUGACUGCUGACUUGCUAGAGGUCGAGUGUCGUAUGGAACAGUAUCCACUAUCGCGGGCCUUCUUAUCCCUUCUUGACUCGUUGUGUCUGGCUGGUCCUUUACCCCGAGCGCUUGGGGCGGGGGCAAGACGCCCAGGGUUGGAUCCUUAUGUAGACCACGUUGUGAAUAAGCUCGCUUUGCCCGCACCGCACAGGCCCUAUACAGACCCUCAGGAUAAAUGGCAGAUGAUAUCACUAUGUUUCCGUCUAUUCGUUCGCUGGCUGGAUACAUACGAGCCCAGUGCGGCGGACUUCCCCCCUCCACAUUGCGAACCAGACUCCAAUCCUCCACCAGGGUUCAGACUAUUAAUGUUCCUGCAUACAAACUCUGAACUACUGCGAAUGGUGCUAAACACUCUGGACGAAGCUUACGACCUGAUGGAUAAGCAACCUUUAACAGAACAGAUAUAUGUACAAGAAACGCUAGUCAGUACUUUGCACAUACUAGAGCGAGCGCUAUCGUUGGAACGGGCUUUGACCGCUGCCGCUACGGAAGCGAACCGUGCUGUAAUGCUUGUUGGGUUGUCUAAACUCAUUUUAGCCCCAUCCGGCCCAGACAAGAACGAUCGCCUCGUCACAUGUUGCCUCGUACUCCAACACGGGUGCGUGGUGCCGGCAGCUGCAGCUCGCGCUGUGGCGCUUCUGUGUCGCGCCUUACAUUCCCCGCACUGUGCAAAACAUUUAUUAGAGUGCGUUGCGCUUGCGCAUCAAAGGGCGCCGGAAGUUCGGCACGGUUUUGUGGAAUGCCUGGAAGCGGAAGAGUGGUGCGGCGGUGACGAAGCAGCGGCAGACAUCCGUGCUGCUAAGGAAGGCAUUAUCGUUCUGUUGAUGCAGCUGCUGCCCGCGGCUCCACACAACUUCGCACACUUCUUACUCGGAUACCAGCUUAAUGAUGAUGUAUCCAGAAGUGCCCUUCACGAGGCGGGUGUGGCUGGUUCUCCAAGGACCUGUUUCCAUUCCAUCCUCGAUAUAUUGGACGCCUAUAUUAACAAAAAUGGAAGUAGUGAUAGAGAAGCAACAACUUUGAUAGAAAGCUGUUACCGUCUUCUUUAUCGGAUAGUAGAACGCCCGGCCACUUCGCCACCGGCAUUACGACUACUGCGAGCGAGGGAUUACUUCCUAGCGCGACAUGUUAAGGCUACUGUUAAUCUCGAGACUGCAUCCAUGGCGACGCUGUCGUCCCGUUCGUGGGUGCUACGUGCGUGCGCGUGUGAAGCGGGCUCGGCCGGUUGUGCAAGACAGCACGCCGCGUUAUCGGCGCUGCUUAAUGCCCUAAUGCACGCACAACACAAGGAGGAGUCCAGACAAUUGCCGAUGCCGUUGCGACAGGAUUGGGAGUCAUGUGUGAUUCGUACAUCAUUAGACGCGCUACCGGUGAGUGUGACAGCGGUUUCAGAGCCCCGUUGGGAAUUGUUCCACGCUUCACAACUCAGACACGCUAUUGCGGAAUGUGAUUUGGCCACAGGUUUGGGCGGUAAACGCAUCAGCGUUACGCGGGUACACGCACUAUUAUCACGUGAGCUUGCAUCGCUACGGGCAUCGGCACCGCAAAGAAAUAUGGUUGCUGUUGAAAUUCAGAAGGUGUUAGACUACGUGACAGAAAUAAACAAACAGCGCAAUCUAGCAGCUACACUCACACAUUAUUACGACUCAUGGCGACAGCUCACUGAAAUUAUCUUCUGUGUUGCUCCACACGACUUGCUGUCCCUCGAUGCCAGAAAGACUCUCCUCCUAAACAUCCUGCAAGACCUCCUCAACAAAAUUCCACCAGCAGAAGUUUUGCCUCAAAUCGGAAACUUGGCUUCGGGGACUGUACUACUACUUCUAGUCAACUUACGACAUUGCUAUAUCCUCCAAAAGCGGGAGUCGAAUUUGAAAUCGUCAGAAUUUGAGACGACAUUUUUUGGGCCCUCCAACCAAAUAAUGCAAACGAAAUCCCUAACGCUGAAGUUCAUUCUGCAUAAAAUUCUCAGCUGGAUUCUGGUGUCCGGUGGCUCGACGCAGAAGAUGAGGGUGAACUUGUAUGGGGCGUUGUUGAAUUUCCUAAACAUCGUGAAUUUAAAGCCCAGCGCGGCCGACCCAGAGGAAGAGAUUAAUUUGUCUUACGUUUCUCGUUUGGACAGCUCGAAAUCUCGGUCGAGUAAAGAGGAGUCGAGUUUGAAGUCAAUGGUUGUUGAGGUUAUAAAUAGUUUUGGUGAAAAUUUGUGCGCGAUAGUGUGCAGCGAUUGCGUUGGGGGAGGGCACGAUGUUUGUCGGAUGGUGGCUCUGUCGUGUCUGGAUACUUUGAUAGAGAUCAACCCCGGUACGGAUUGGAUGAACACGUUGACGAAUCAAGGAUAUUUGCGGAGCCUCAUUGAUAGCUUGUUGCAGGACGAUGAGGGGUUGCGAGAGGCACUUGAACCGAAACCAAAAUCGCUGAGAGUUCUAUACGUAUACGAAUCUAAAAUGACAUUGUUAAUCAAAAUUUCGGGUAGUCGGCUCGGGGCCGAAACUGUGUUAGCUCAAGGUGCGUUGUCCUGUCUCGCGAAUUUGAAGGCAUUGGAUUGCCAUCCCGAUAUUCAUACUGGAUACGGCUCGAAAGACACGGAUUUUGUGCCUUCUGUGGCUAAUCGAUUCCGUCAAAUGUUGGUCCCAGCAUUGACGUUGUGUGACGCACUUCUAACGACUCUCGGCUCGCAGAAUCACAGCUGUGUUCUACACAUCACUCACCUUCUGCUCAGCCAUUUGGAGUGCGUCGAUAUGGUGUUAAGGGCUACACAUCCAAAUUCGCCACAAGGUCUUUUAAUAGAAGCGGCCGCGCUCACGUCCGUCAUCGCACGAACGUCAGACCGGGAAGUGUUCAGCGCUAUCCAAUCAGACACAGCCUUGCAGAGAUCUGGUGCUGCCUUGCAGCGGGUACAUGCAUUGAUGCUGACACUAUUGGCCAGGUUCCACGUGCCACCAGCCGAUAUAGACUCGAGUGAUGAUUGUACUCUGUAUUAUAAAAUUGUAUGCAACCUCCUUCUUUUCGCUCGCAACACAAUAGAAAGUGAAGCAUUUUCUACCAACGAAGGGGCAAGACGCGCCGGUUCCGCCGCAUUAGAUUUGCUUCAGCAUUUGUUGAGACGCCUCCAUUCCCAUAGUAAACUGCUGGCUACCGUACACCAUCAGUUGCAUAGCGUACCUUCUAUGACGCUAGUUGAUAUGAAGAAACUGUUAGGCGACGAAUCAACGCCGUCAUCACCUUUGGAAGCGCGCGCGGCCGUCAUUUCACAAUUACGUGCACGUGCCGAUAUACGUAGACGCGAAGUUCAGUACUGUACGCAUGCAAUGCAUUCUGCGUUAUACUUGUUAUGGGCGCAUACGAGAAUAUAUUUGAGAGCUAUCUUUGCCGCACCUAAAUAUGCAGCAUUAUCAAGAACGCAAGCAGUGGGCGUGUUGGCCGGAGAGGAAUCUAUCGAACUGCGGAAAGCGCUUGUUACAGUAUUCAAUGAUCGCUUCGUUGAUGAACUAAUUGAUACAACGAAAAAUCAAUCUCAACUCCAACGCGGGUUCCUGGAAGUGCUAGUUAAAGAUAUCAAGACGAUGAUUCAGUUUUCGCCUGUUUAG
Molecule: messenger RNA, 5655 nt
Organism: Pieris macdunnoughi
Lineage: Eukaryota; Metazoa; Arthropoda; Insecta; Lepidoptera; Pieridae
Source: the annotation of a GenBank genome assembly